AUUCUAUGCGUUUUACAAGUUUCCAGACGUAUUUGUGACGUAACAUUUUACUUUGAAAUGUUAUCGUUUGGGUUAGCUUGACAGCACUCUAGCGCAGGUUUCGUCUUUGGCGUAGUAAGAGCCGCAGAUGACAGAGAUGGGAGCCUCGGCGCGGUGGUCGGCGCUCAGCCUGCUCCUCUGCCUGCAGCUCGGCGCGGCCCGCAGCCCCCGCACGGCAGACCAGGUGUCGGAGGCCGACAUCCAGCGGCUCCUGCACGGCGUCAUGGAGCAGCUGGGCAUCGCUCGGCCCCGAGUGGAGUACCCGGCUCAUCAGGCCAUCAACAUCGUGGGCCCUCAGAGCAUCCAGGGUGGUGCUCAUGAGGGGUUGCAGCACCUGGGCCCCUUUGGGAACAUCCCCAACAUUGUGGCAGAGCUGACAGGCGACAACGUUCCCAAAGACUUCAGCGACGACCACAGCUACCCUGAACCCCCCAAUCCCUGUCCACUGGGAAAGACGGCGGUUGACGGCUGCCUGGAAGACGCUCCGGACACAGCCGAGUUCAGCCGAGAGUUUCAGAAGCAUCAGCACCUGUUUGACCCCGAGCAUGAUAACCCCGCUCUGACCAAGUGGAAUAAGGAGCUUCUGCUGCAAAAACUUAAGGGAGGACCCAAAAGAAGAAAGAGGAGCGUCAACCCGUACUUACUCGGCCAGAGGCUGGACAAAGUGGUCGCCAAAAAGUCUGUUCCCCAUUUCACUGAGGAGAAAGAAGAGGGGAAAGCACAGGCUGCCAGCAAAGCUUAGCAUCAGCUCGCACUGGAAGAUGAAUCUGAGCAGUUUGGACUGUUUAUGAUAAAAGGGGUUAAACAUAUUGGAACUUUUCAGCUGGCUUUGAUUCCAGCCAUAAACUUUAUUCUGUGAGUGUCUUUCUUUAGUGUUAAAAUUAUAAUCUAAAGUCGUAAAGAUCGUUUUUUGCUUUGUAAGGAUUACAACAGUGUCUGGUGGAACGGGCUGCACUGACAGUGGUGUCGUUUAUAAAAGUAGAUGUAUGGAGGAGUUUUAUCUGUUUUAGUGCCAAAUCUUCUGUUUCUGCUCAAAAGUGACUGAAUGUUUAUGAGUCUUGAUUUUUUUUUUUUUUUUGCACUCUUUGUAUCUUGUUUACCAGAUCUUGUCAAAAUGGUUUUGUUUAUGUACCCUGAAGCCAAAUAAACGAUUUAUCUGCAUCCA
Oryzias latipes (Japanese medaka) is the source of this 1204-nucleotide messenger RNA. The record is from RefSeq and is a predicted model, not a curated record. NCBI's taxonomy places the organism in Eukaryota, Metazoa, Chordata, Actinopteri, Beloniformes, Adrianichthyidae.